AUGGACGACUGGGGCGACCCAUGGCAGGACGAUGCGGCUCCGAAGCAUCCCCCGGCCAUCGAUGUGCACAUCCUCGCCGACCGCCAAAGCAAGGAACGCGUCGUUACACCCGUACUGAGCGGCUUCUUCGAGGACCAGCAGAAAUGGAGCGAGCCCGAUUCCCACGACGUGUGGGCUUCUGCCCGCGACGAGCCCGUCGCGCCGCUGAAGCCUGCCGCGCCUGCUGACGCUCCGCUAUGGGACGCGGACGCUGACAAGCAUGGCGAUAUCCACGAAGACAUGCCCGCGCCGACGCAGACGCAGGCCGCCACCGUCGAAGCCGAGACCCCGCCGCCCGCGGAAGAAGCAACGAGCGACGCGUCCUCUGAGUCCUCGUUUCACGAAACCACGCCCGACGAGUUUGAAGAAUCAGGGGCAGCGCCCGUUACUCCCACGACUCACGAAAUUGAUUCCUCGGAUUCUGGCACCACCAUCGGGCCCGACGGCGGUGCCUACGCCGCUCUCGACCCUUCCACUCCACCUGCAACUAGACCCCACUCCGACGAGUUUGAGAGCGGCCUCUCUACCCGCCCUUCGACCUCGCCCUCGGAAGCCAGCCACGGCGAUGGCCUGUCCGCUUCUACAAGAACCUCCUUCGAAGACGAUGUCGGGCCGCAGAGCGUGACCGCGACCGGUGAACUCGGACACCAUAAGGCCGCUGGGGAGACACAGACCGCAGAGGAGCCCGAGAGCGAAGCCGAGAUCGAGCAUCAGGCUACUGCAGUCGCUGCAGAGGACAGCACCACCAAGGAUGCACCCAAUGAAGCAUCCGAAGAGGCCGAUGACGAGACAAACGAGAUUACGAUUGAGAACGAACAUGAACACCGAGUCGAAGACUCACAUGAAGACCAAGCCGAAGACUCACAUGACGACCAAGUCGAAGACGCACAUGAAGACCCAAUUGAAGACCGAGUCGAAGAUCCACACGUCGAAGACUCGCAUCAAGACGGCCCAGAAGAAGAUGCAUUCGAUGAUGAUGACUUUGGCGACUUUGAAGAAGAGGGGGACGAUGUCCUCGAAGACGAAACUACCAACAACAUUGAGAGCCCUGUCGAUGCUGAACCUUCAUCGCCGAACAAUGGGUCCAACUCAGCGCAGGACCUGAGUGAAUAUGUUCCAAGUAGCCCAAGGCCGUUCGUUAAAGCCGAUUUUACGCCCGAUCUGAGCCUCGUCGGCCAGUUAUUCCCAGCUACUGGCAACAACAAGGAGCUAGAAGAGGUGGAUGACUCUCCCAUCAAGCCGACGAACGCCCGGAAGGCUUGGUAUCGCCUCACGCGCCUUGAAACACUGCAUGAAGUUGGAAGCGGGAAAGACCAUGACAACUACGUGCGUGUAGGUUGGCAAGGCUCUACCGUUCGCGCCGAAACCAACCAGGUCGUAGCGCGAUGGGCGUCUGAAGACCGCAUCAACGGCCGCACACUGCUUGGUGGAAAAUCUGGCGCUAUGUUUGGUUGGGAUUCGCCCAAGUUCUCUCCAGCCUCAAGCGUCUUCUCCUUCCAUUCGCACAAACGCAAUGCCUCCGCAGCAACCACGCCUAAGAAGGCUACUUUCGACUUGGAGGAGACGAAACAGAGACCUGCGUCGCUUGCCGUGCCUUCUCUGCGAAGACCUUCAAUUUCGGCGGCCCUCGAUGUUCCCCAGUUCAGCUGGAGCAGCGCAGUGGACGAGCCGGACGAGCCUGCUGCGUCUUCGGCUCCACCCUCGAAAACGGCCUUUGCUAACUCAAAUGAUGGCAACAAUCCGUGGGGUGGCUCCUUUGCUGAGAAGGCGUCAGCUCAAGAGAUCAUGCCAAUAUCUGCACCGCCGGUGAAGGUAUCGUUUGAUGAGAGAAAGAGCCCCUCAAUAAGCAGAAGCUCCUUCGAGGACGCGGACGCUUGGAAGCCCGCAGCGCCUUCUUUUAGGGAGGAGAAUUCCUGGGGAUCCGCAAAGGCAUCUUUCGAAGAAGAGGACUCUUGGGAGCCCGCCAAGACAACGCUCGACGAAGCAGAUGCAUGGAACGCUGCAAAGAAGUCUCUCGAAGAAACGGAUCCCUUCGAGCCCCCCAAAAGAUCCCUCGAGGAAGCAGAUGCUUGGAAAUCAACGAGGGAAUCCCUCGAUGAACCAGACGCUUCCUUACACAAGCCUUCACUCGACGAAGGCGAUGCUUGGAAGCCAGCGAGGACUUCUUCGGAGAAACCACCACCGUAUGAGCUGCCACCGCAACCUCCUGUCGAAAUUCCGGCCAAUUGCAAACCAGUGAAGAACUCCCAAGACCAGAUCAUUGGUUGGAAGUUGGAUCACGAUGCUAUCAAGAAAGCGGCAGCCGAGGAGAAAGCGUCAGCCCUUCAAACACUGCAAAGGCCUCAGCAUACUCGCGCAGUGUCGGAUCCUAACAUUCUCCAUAUAACUUCGCCCUUUGACAAUCCGUUUGCUCCCCCAGAACCUGAAAAGGUCGAACCAGCUCCGGAAGAGAAAGACCAAGCGCAGUCUGGCGAGAAGAAAAAGAAGAAGAGGCUGAGCUGGCUCACCUUGCCUAAACGGAAGAAGAACAAUGAUCUCCAUCAUAAGAGGUCUGUGUCAACUUCUAGCUUUUUGGCGGUUUCAAAUAGCACCGCCGUUCCACCUAAAAGCUCAUCUUUACCGUCUUGGGAGAGUCCUUGGGCUAAAACGGCGUCAAAGUCCCCCUUGGCGAACGAGGUUCCCGGUCCAGACCCGGAGCCAGAAAUAGCUCGUAAAGAACACGAGCCGGAGAUCCCCCUUAGGAAACACGAGCCGAAUCCGUGGGACAAUGCUUUCGACAAUGCUUGGGACGAUGCCAGGCCAUCUACUGCAAAAUCAAACGCUUCCCACCGUGAUUCUGCUUUGACAUCGAAACCGGAGCUGCCCGCCAUUGACACUGCCGUUCGCCCUCUGUCUCCUAAAGAGGUCGUCACUCCCACGCCAAAGCUGCCAGCCAUCGAUACAAACCCUGCGCCGCAUAAGGCUGACAGUCCCGUUCACGAAGAAAAGAGCUGGGGUGGCAUUGUUGAAUCGCCAAUGGCGUCUCCUGCUGUCAUGUCUCCAGAUGAGAACCCAUGGGGGGAUCCAUGGAAGCCCGCGUCCGUAACUUUGUCCGUGGAGCCACCUUCAGCGUCGAAGCCAACUACUAAACUUGCACCUCUCAAUACCAGUGUCAGGCCUCAAGACAUCGACGAUGACGACGACUGGGGCGAGAUGGUUGAAUCGCCCGCAGCAUCUUCACCAGUGAUUGCACCUCCUGCAUCUGGACAGUGGGGUCUUCCGCGUAGCAUCUCGCCAAUCGGCUCGCCCAUUAGUAAGACCACCAGAGCUCAUCCACCAAGCCCAUUGGUGCCUGCGCCUAUUCGAUCUGCCACAAUGCCCAUUUCGCCAACUGCGUCAGGCCUAGCAUCUCCACCCCGCGUAAACCCACCGAAGUCGACGACCGCUUGGCUCCCCAAGCCAACCAACCAACCACGACCGCUCAGCCCUCUCAACCCGGCACGCUCUUCCACCCUCCCCACCUCACCGUCUGUCAGCAGCUUACCAUCGCUGUCGCCGUCGCCGGAGCAGAAGAGGGAGAUUUCGCGCCCGGCGCCUAUCGACAUUGUCGCUACUAACUCGGAUCCGUGGGAUUUCUCCAUCUUUGAUAAGCCUACACCCACCUCUGCACGCAACCGCACGGCGUCUAGCCCUCUCCCAAGCCCUCUCCCAAGCCCCGAACCUAGCUCAACGGCUCCUACCAUCACGUUUGACGCUAUCCUAGGCGGUGCUACCCGCACCGACCGCGCAAGCUCCACCCCCAUUACGUUUGACCAAAUCCUGCAGCCUUCGCGCGACUCAACGGGUUCUGCUAGGACGUUUGAUGACAUUCUGGCUAAGCCUGGCCAGCUGUCGCGGGCCAGCUCGCAGCAGGACCUCGGGGCUGCCGCCGCAAGUCAAACGCAGGCUGGCCCGGUGGGCGGUUGGGCUGAGCAGGAUAAAGAGGCUGUGAAGAAGUUUGUGGCAGGACUACCAGAUAUGAGUUAUAUGCUUCGAUGA
Messenger RNA from Lasiodiplodia theobromae, 4056 nucleotides. RefSeq lists its product as uncharacterized. Lineage: Eukaryota; Fungi; Ascomycota; Dothideomycetes; Botryosphaeriales; Botryosphaeriaceae. The transcript has a single exon. Bases 1 to 4056 code for a protein of 1351 amino acids. The record is from RefSeq and is a predicted model, not a curated record.